Pelobates fuscus (common spadefoot toad) is the source of this 2601-nucleotide messenger RNA. It is a transcript of the gene PLPPR1, whose product is annotated as phospholipid phosphatase related 1. Bases 365 to 1342 code for a protein of 325 amino acids. Gene Ontology annotation, molecular function: phosphatidate phosphatase activity. NCBI's taxonomy places the organism in Eukaryota, Metazoa, Chordata, Amphibia, Anura, Pelobatidae. The transcript has 8 exons. Gene Ontology annotation, cellular component: plasma membrane. The record is from RefSeq and is a predicted model, not a curated record. Gene Ontology annotation, biological process: phospholipid dephosphorylation; signal transduction; phospholipid metabolic process.
AGGUUUUUUUUUUUACAACCCCCCUCCUCAGCAAGUGGCUUUCUAAUUCCUUCCAUUAAUACAAACAGGGGAAGCCUGAGCAACCUGGAACUACUGGAUUUGAAAUGUAGAGAAAGAGAGAAAUAGACAUUUAGAUGGAGGAUUAAAUGCGCACUGCCAGGAUUAAAUAGCAGAAACAUUAACAGCAGAUUACAAACAAGGAAAUCAACGCACAGGGCGAGAAUCAGGAUGCAUUCAUUUGGGAUUUUGUCUCAUGCAAGUUGGACGGGAUAUUGGGAUUCCUAGCUGGAUGAACUGGCUGCAAAGAAUAGAAAACAAAUAAGGACACUGAAGUAUCAGAGAUCAAUCCAAGUUAGAAAAAAAAAUGGCUUUAGAAAACAACACCCAUCGCAGCUUUUCAAUUAUACCAUGCUUUAUUUUUGUCGAGCUUGUCAUCAUGGCUGGGACAGUUCUGCUUGCAUACUAUUUUGAGUGCACAGACACUUUUCAAGUACACAUUCAAGGCUUUUUCUGCCAAGAUGGGAACCUAAUGAAGCCUUACCCAGGGACAGAGGAUGAAAGCUUUAUCUCUCCACUGGUGCUGUACUGUGUGCUGGCAGCAACGCCAACUGCUAUCAUUUUUAUUGGAGAAAUAACAACAUAUUUCAUAAAGUCUACAAGAGAGAACCUGAUUAUUCAAGAAAAAAUGAUUUUGACAGGGGAAUGUUGUUACCUGAAUCCAUUAAUCAGAAGAAUUAUUCGGUUUAUAGGGGUUUUUGCAUUUGGCCUAUUUGCCACAGAUAUUUUUGUUAAUGCUGGCCAGGUAGUAACAGGCAACUUGACUCCCUAUUUCUUGACGGUGUGUAAACCAAACUACACUGGAGCAGACUGUCUUGCUCAUCAUCAGUUUAUCAACAGUGGAAACAUCUGUACUGGUGAACCUGAAGUUAUUGAGAAGGCCAGAAGGUCAUUUCCUUCCAAGCACGCUGCUCUUAGCAUUUACGCUGCACUAUAUGCGACGAUGUACAUCACAAGUACAAUUAAAACGAAGAGCAGCAGACUAGCAAAGCCAGUACUGUGUCUCGGAACCCUUUGCUCUGCAUUUCUAACAGGGCUUAACCGUGUUUCGGAGUACAGGAACCACUGUGUAGAUGUCAUAGGAGGUUUCAUCCUAGGAACUGCAGUAGCUUUGUUUCUAGGUCUGUGUGUUGUGCACAACUUCAAAGGAACACGUGGGUCCCCAUCUAAACCAAAACCUGAAGAUCCAAGAGGAUUGCCCUUAAUGGCUUUUCCGAGAGUUGAAAGUCCUCUUGAGACUUUAAGUGCACAGAAUCACUCUUCCUCUAUGACUGAAGUCACCUGAACUAAUCUCAGAAGAAUGGAACUUUUUUAUAUUACCUUAUAGUAUGGGAACUCUUUAAAAAAAACACAGUUGCUCAAUGUUAAACUGUGAUCACCAGUAUUAUGUUAUAUCUAGUUAGACGCUAAUGUUUUGUAUAUUUUUGUUCAAGGAAGUGAUGUAGCUUGCCUUUUUUAAAUGUCAUCUUCAACAACUUGUGUUUAUGCCAUAAUCUGAGCUUCUCCUGUUAUGGUAUACAGUGCACUAAAAAAAAGAAUGAAAAAAAAAAAUGAAAAAAAGCAUCUUUUGAACUGUUGAUGUUUUGUGAAAAUGUUUGUAUACAAUUUUUGUAUUAUUUUAUAUACAUUGAACUGCCGUGUAAAUUAAAUGCAAUCAUACAAUUUCAUUAUUUAUGAUUUUUAUUUCUUAAAUGAACGGGACAAUUUUAUACUUGAAAUGUGUACAGGAGCGAAAAUAAACAGUUGUUUUUUUUUUUUUUUUAUUCUCUUUUACAUAACAUUAUGUGAAUAAUUCACCAGAGCAGUUACAAGCUAUAAAUAAUUUAAAUAUUUGCAUUUAAAAUUGUUAAAAUCAUUAACUAGCAUAUGCUUAUGCGGUAUUUAUAAACAUAUGAAAUAUUGUAUAGGGAGAAUGUUCAGUACCCUCUGGCUACAAUUUUUGGCUAUUAUCAGAGCUUUGAAAUCAAGGGUUUUGCUUGCUAUAGCAUUAAGAUUGCUCUCUCCUAUUACAGUUUGAUCAAAUAAGGUUUUCUGUUUGUAAAUUUAUUGAAUUCAAUUUGUACAUGAAAAAAGACACUUAAACUUUACAAAAUUAAAAAAAAAUGGUUACUUACUAUAUUGUAAAAUUUUACUCCUAAAAAAGGAUGCUGACAUUUUUUUUCAAAUUUCAAGCAUGACUGAAAGAUUGUGAUUAUAUAAAGAUAUAACAUAAUUUAAUAAAACUAAAAGAAUGAUUGAUAACUGAGGUGCAUAACACAGUGACCAUUUAAGUCAGGCUUCUAUUUGCUUGUUUCAUAAAUAAAUAACAAGAAAAAUAUUUUUUUUUUAAAUGACAUCUAGAAACUCAACAUGUCAACUUUUCCAUCAAAGAACAUUUAAUUUUGUUGAUAACAUCAAACAGUUUGGCUAAUUUUCAGAACUGUACAUACCAAGAUAUAUUAUUUGCGUGUUUUUAAAUGUCUGUAUUUAAUCCUGGUUAAAACCAAUAGUAUUUGGUGAUGUUUCAAUUUUAAACGUUUUUGAGCAAUAAACUGUUACGUUUUA